AUGUCCGUACCACUUUUAGAAUUAGCUUUCAUCAGGAGGAGUGAAGUGGACGGGCCCUGUGAUUGGAGGAGCUAUGCAGUGACCCGCUGCCCACCGCAGCCUACACACAACCCCUCAUGGGUAGAGAAACUCUCAGUUGAGCUCCGGCAUGGGCAGACCUCUGGGAAGGAUGUUAUCUUCAGUGUGGUGGAUGGUCGAACCAAAGAGCUCCUGGCAGUCUAUCGGCUGCCUGUGUCUCAGCUAAAGCCCUUUCAUCACUAUCACCUUGAGCUAAUGCAGCGUCCCAGGGCAGCCUCCUGUGGGACGCGUCUCUAUGCCACUGUAGUGCGUAAACUCGGCCUCCUUCCAAGACAACCCUGCUUUUCUUUUACUGGAUUUGAGGUGCUGCUACAGUCGAUGAACAAACCCUUUAGAGAUCCAGUUGGUCCUUUGCUGGCUGUGGCGUGGAUUGUUGCUGAUUAUGACUUAUUCAGAAACAACAUGCUGCAGCAUACUCUGAGGGUUGCAGGCAUCUGCUUGAGAUCAGUUUUGUUUCCUGAACCGCCUGACGGUCUCUCUGGCAGGGUUUCCUGAGGAACAUCCUGUGUGGAAUCACUGUUUCCUCUUCCUGGGUCGAGACUGUGCCACUAUCUUCACAGGAGGGGCAGCACUUGUUCUGGAGUUCUACCCCACAACAAAUGGUA
This is a messenger RNA of Myxocyprinus asiaticus (Chinese sucker), 683 nucleotides long. Its product is annotated as coiled-coil domain-containing protein 33-like. Lineage: Eukaryota; Metazoa; Chordata; Actinopteri; Cypriniformes; Catostomidae. The record is from RefSeq and is a predicted model, not a curated record. The transcript has 7 exons. Gene Ontology annotation, cellular component: peroxisome. Bases 1 to 573 code for a protein of 190 amino acids.